AUGGCGUCUGACGUAACACGGAAACACUGUGCAAGCAGCGAUGCUUGUAAGCAAACGGGCAUUGCUGUUUGUGAAGGUUGCUCUCAAGCUUUUUGUACUAAACAUUUUAUCCAUCAUCGUCAGUUUUUGGGUGACCAAAUUGAUGCUGUCAUAAGCGAAUAUGAUCAGGUCCAAUAUGCACUCAACGAACAAAAAACUAACAUCGACUCGCAUCCAUUAAUGAAACAAAUUAGCGACUGGGAAAAAGAAUCAAUUGUCAAAAUUCAAGAAAAGGCACGAGAACUCCGACAAGAGCUAAUCCAGAAGAACACAAUUCAUCUGGAAAAACUUUCAAAAAAGCUUCAGGAUCUAUCGGAACAACUAAAGUUAGGCCGAGAACAUGAUAGCUUUGUUGAAGUUGAUAUUGGUAAUUGGAAAAAAUCACUCAACGACUUAAAAGAAAAUCUAGCUCUUAAUUCAAUAUUGCGAAUCAAUCAAGACUGUGGAACUCCACUAGUGCAGAAUGUUUCGGUCAAUUCAAUCGAAAACGACGAAAUAUUUGAUAGAGUAUUUGAUAAUUCAGCACGAAUUGAAGAAAAUGGAUUAGCCGCCAUUCAUACAAAUAAUGCAAGUUUCACAGAAGUCCGUGGAAGAAAUGAAUAUUCGACUGGUUGUCAUCGAAUCCGUUUAUCUAUCCAACAAUCUUUUGAUAAAUGGCUAUUUCUAGGAGUUAUAGCUAAGUCAGCACCUCUACAAGAAACACCCUACAGCUGUAAAUCAACGUAUGGAUGGUCUAGUAACAAUUUCACUUGGUUAAAUGGACAGGCUAAUGGAAAUCAACUUCCUACUCGUAUUGAAAUGAAAACAAAUGACACCAUUACUUUAAUCUUUGACUGUGAUAAUAGGAAAAUCUUGAUGAUUAAUGAGCGAUCUAAUACAAUAUUCGAUUUAGUUGUAGGUCUUAAUAAUUGCCCAUUGCCUUGGCAGCUUCACGUCAUUUUGUACGAACCGAAUAGUCACGUACGCAUUUUACCUACUUUGUCGUGA
Messenger RNA from Rotaria socialis, 1026 nucleotides. The record is from the annotation of a GenBank genome assembly. Lineage: Eukaryota; Metazoa; Rotifera; Eurotatoria; Philodinida; Philodinidae.